UUGACCUGGGUGUCACCAUUUGCAGAUAAUCAUCUAAGCUGGAAGUGAUCAUUGGAGCCACUCUGAACAAGACUAGGUGUAGCAAAAAGAUGGAGAAGCCCGUUGUCGAACAAAUUGACGUCAGAACGCUUCACGACACGGAGGCGUCGCUGGUGCCCGAUGAGAAAGCGGACUACCCGCUGGCCGGAGCCAACUCCAUCUACUCGGCCAUCCUGAGCAGGAACGAGGCCGUGAAGGACGCCAAGCGUCUGAAGACCUUUCUGGAGCUGCGGGACAAAUAUGUGAAGAAGAAGGUGCUGUUUGAAGACCCUCUUUUCCCGGCCUGUGACUCCUCACUCUUCUACAGCCACAAACCUCCCAUGAAGUUUGAGUGGAAACGUCCUUCCGAAAUAUGUGAAAACCCUCACUUCAUCGUGGAUGCAGCCACCAGGACGGACAUCUGUCAGGGAGAAUUAGGCGACUGCUGGCUACUUGCCGCCAUCGCCUGUCUGACUCUGAAUGAGAAGCUUCUCCACAGAGUUAUCCCCCCCGAUCAGAGCUUCGCGGAGAACUAUGCCGGCAUCUUCCAUUUCCAGUUCUGGCGUUACGGCGAAUGGAUCGACGUGGUCGUCGACGACCGCAUCCCCACCUGCAACAACCGGCUGGUGUUCACUAAAUCUUUCCGAAAGAACGAGUACUGGAGUGCGCUUUUGGAAAAAGCUUACGCCAAGUUGAACGGCUCCUAUGAGGCCCUGAGAGGAGGGAAUACCCUGGAAGCCAUGGAGGACUUCACUGGAGGAGUCACGGAGUUCUUUGAGUUGUCCGAGGCCCCGACGGAGCUCUACCACAUCAUGAGGAAGGCCCUGCAGAGAGGCUCUCUGAUGGGCUGCUCCAUUGAUGCGACCUCAGCCAGUGAAAUGGAGUCCCGCACUGAACUUGGUCUCAUCCGAGGACAUGCGUACUCCAUCAUAGCCCUGGAGGAGUGUGACGAGGCUGCAAAGGACAGGAGGAUGCGCCUGAUUCGCCUACGUAACCCCUGGGGACAGGUGCUCUGGAAAGGACCCUGGAGCCCAAAAUCUAAGGAGUGGUCCACUCUAUCUAUUGCGGACAAGAACAAUCUGAAGAAACAGACUGUUGAGGAAAGUGAAUUCUGGAUGUCCUUUGUCGACUUCAAGAAGAACUUCACCAAGCUGGAGAUCUGCAACCUGACCCCCGACACGCUACAGGGCGACGAGAGGCACAGCUGGACGGUGUCGGUCAACGAGGGGCGCUGGGUGCGAGGCAGCUCAGCCGGUGGCUGCAGAAACCACCCAGACACAUUUUGGACAAACCCUCAGUAUCACCUGCAGCUCUAUGAGGACCAAGACCCCGAGGACCCGCAGGACUUCUGCACCGUGGUCGUGGCUCUCAUGCAGAAAGGUCGUCGCAUGCAGAAGCGCAUCGGAGCCAGGUUCCUCACCAUCGGGUUUUCCAUCUAUGAGGUGCCAAAAGAGAUGUGCGGCCAGAAUAAACAUCUGCAGAAGGACUUCUUCCUGUUCACCGCCGCCAAGGCGAAAUGCGAAAAUUACAUCAACUUACGGGAGGUGACGGAGCGCUUCAGGCUCCCCCCGGGAGAGUACGUGGUCAUCCCCACCACCUUCCAGCCUCAUCAGGAGGGAGAGUUCAUUCUCAGGGUGUUCUCCGAGAACAGGAACACGUCAGAGGAGGCAGAGAACACCAUCGGGUCGGAUCAUUUGCAGCAACCGGACAAGAAAAGGAAGGACAAGCCCAUUGUGUUUGUGUCGGACCCAGCGCACGCCAACAAAGAGAUCCAGCAUGACGGAAUCCAGGGCGAGGCGAGGAAGAAACCAAAGAAAAAACUUAUUGAACCAGAGGAAGAAACUGAGGAAGAAAAACAGUUCCAGGUCAUCUACAAACAAAUCGCCGGUGAGGACAUGCAGAUCUGUGCCAACGAGCUCCAAACCAUCAUGAAGAACGUGCUCUCCAAAUUGGACGAUAAGAAAACGGAAGGUUUCAGCCUGGAGACGUGUCGCAGUAUGAUUGCACUGAUGGAUACAGAUGGAACAGGAAAACUGAAUCUCCAGGAGUUUAAACACCUAUGGAAAAAGAUCAAGCAUUGGCAGGAGGUCUUCAAACGUUACGACAAACACCACGGCGACGCCAUCAGUAGUUUUGAAAUGAGAAAUGCCGUUAAUGAUGCAGGCUUCCACCUGAACAAACAGUUGUAUGACAUCAUCGCCAUGCGCUACGCAGACCAACACCUCAACAUAGACUUUGACAGUUACAUCUGCUGUUUUGUCAGACUGGAAGGAAUGUUCAGGGCUUUUCAUGCUUUUGACAAAGACGGAGAUGGACUGAUCAAGCUCAAUGUGCUGGAGUGGCUUCAGCUGACCAUGUAUUCCUAAUCAUCUCCAUGCAUCAAGUCAGAAAGAAAGUGGACUUCAGACCUCAGACCUAUUAUUUUAAUGUUUGGAGUUUUGCAGUAAAAGGUGAUAUGAUGAGAAAAAAACAUUUUCC
Nerophis lumbriciformis (worm pipefish) is the source of this 2496-nucleotide messenger RNA. The record is from RefSeq and is a predicted model, not a curated record. Lineage: Eukaryota; Metazoa; Chordata; Actinopteri; Syngnathiformes; Syngnathidae.